GGACCAAUCAUGGUCUAGAUCACGAAAUACUGUUGAGAUCUGUGGCGGGAAGCACAGGCAGUGCAUAAGUGUGGAGACAGCGACUAUCGUAACAACAUUAGCUAACGUAAUUUUGUCACAAAAAGUACUGGUUACACACGAUGGCUGUUGAAGUUGUGGAUGACAGAGAGAUGAGGGAGGCGCAAAGAGAGUAUUUGGAUUUCCUUGACGACGAUCAAGAUCAGGGUAUCUACCAGAGCAAAGUGCGGGACAUGAUCAGUGAGAACAAGUUCCGGUUGAUUGUGAACAUUAACGACCUACGACGUCGUAAUGAGACCCGUUCUAUCAGGCUGCUGAACAGAUCAUUUGAGGAGCUGUUGGCCUUUCAGCGAGCCCUGAAGGACCUGGUGGCUUCAGUGGAUGCCACAUAUGCCAAGCAACACGAGGAGUUCUUCAUUGGCCUGGAGGGCAGCUUUGGCAACAAGCAUGUCACCCCCCGCACCCUCACCUCUCACUUGCUGGGCAGCAUGGUCUGUGUUGAGGGCAUUGUCACCAAAUGCUCACUGGUAUGUCCCAAAGUGGUGCGUAGUGUCCACUACUGUCCCGCUACCAAGAAGACCAUGGAGCGAAAGUACGCUGAUAUGACCUCCCUGGAUGCCUUCCCAUCCAGUGCCAUCUACCCUACUAAGGAUGAGGACAACAACCCUCUUGAGACAGAGUUUGGGCUGUCCAUCUACAAGGACCACCAGACAAUCACUGUCCAGGAGAUGCCUGAGAAGGCCCCAGCCGGCCAGCUGCCCCGCUCUGUCGACGUCAUCCUUGAUAAUGACCUUGUUGACGAGGUCAAACCCGGCGAUCGGGUGCAGGUCAUCGGCACCUUCCAGUGCUUGCCUGGGAAGAAGGGCGGGUUUACCUCCGGCACAUUCAGGACCAUCCUGAUUGCCUGUCAGGUAAAGCAGAUGAGUAAGGACAUGUCCCCCCUGUUCUCUGCUGAUGAUGUGGCCAAGAUCAAGUCCUUCAGCCAGUCAUGCCCCAAGGAUGUGUUUACCCAGCUGGCCCGCUCCUUGGCUCCCAGCAUCCAUGGGCAUGAGUACAUUAAGAAGGCCAUCCUGUGCAUGCUUUUGGGAGGGGUGGAGAAAGUUCUGGAAAAUGGUUCACGGAUCAGAGGGGACAUCAAUGUGCUGCUCAUAGGUGACCCUUCUGUGGCAAAGUCUCAGCUCCUGCGGUAUGUGCUGCAUACGGCCCCCCGGGCAAUCCCCACUACUGGCCGUGGCUCCUCCGGAGUAGGUCUGACUGCCGCUGUCACCACUGACCAGGAGACCGGUGAGCGCCGUUUGGAGGCAGGGGCCAUGGUUCUUGGUGACCGGGGCGUGGUGUGCAUCGAUGAGUUUGACAAGAUGUCCGACAUGGAUCGCACUGCCAUCCACGAAGUGAUGGAGCAAGGUCGCGUUACAAUUGCCAAGGCAGGGAUCCACGCCCGUCUCAAUGCCCGAUGCAGUGUCCUCGCAGCUGCCAACCCAGUCUAUGGCAGGUAUGACCAGUAUAAGACCCCUAUGGAGAACAUCGGGCUGCAGGACUCCCUGCUGUCGCGUUUCGACCUGCUUUUCAUCAUGUUGGACCAGAUGGACCUGGAGCAGGACAGUGAGAUUUCAGACCAUGUGCUGCGCAUGCAUCGCUACCGCAACCCUGGGGAGGAUGAUGGCACAGCGCUAGCUCUGGGCGGGACGGUUGAUGUUUUGGCUACGGACGACCCAGACAUGGUUGAGGAGCAGCAGGAGGAGCUACAAGUGUAUGAGAAACACAACAGCCUGCUGCAUGGGAGCCGGAGACGCAGGGAGAAGGUGGUGAGCAAGGAGUUCAUGAGAAAGUACAUCCAUGUGGCCAAAGUCAUCACACCUGUGCUGACACAAGAGGCAGCUGAUCACAUUGCGGAGGAGUACUCCCGACUGCGCAGUCAGGAGCAGCUGGGAUCAGAUGUUGCUAGGACGUCCCCUGUGACAGCGAGAACGCUGGAGACGCUGAUCCGCCUGUCCACAGCUCAUGCCAAGGCUCGCAUGAGUAAAGCUGUGGAGCUGGAAGACACAGAGGUUGCGGUGGAGCUGGUGCAGUUUGCCUACUUCAAGAAGGUCUUGGAGAAAGGGAAGCGGCGAUCUAGGCAAGAGGGCCGGGACACAGAAUCUGAGGAUCAGGAGGAUGACGAGAAGCAAGAAGUGUCUCAGCCCCUGAGGAAGAGGAGUCGCCGUUCUGCUGAAAGGAGACAUUCUCAGGGAAGCGAUCCUUAUGACCCGUAUGAUUUUACAGCGCAGGAACUUCCUGAAAGUCCCACAGUUGAAGCCGGAACCCGGAGGACCAGCAAAGAGACGAUGGAGGCCACAGAACAAGCUGGGCUGAUGCCGAUGACUGCAGACAGGUUGAAGGAGUUUAAGAUAGCCCUGCUGGAGACCUUCCACUCUGCCCAUGCGCAGUCUGUCACCAUCAGUGCCCUGAUGGACACCAUCAACAAGGGCAAAGAAACGCCUUUCUCCCCAGCUGAGGUGCAGGCUGCUCUGGACCGCAUGCAAGAUGAUAACCAGGUCAUGGUGUCCAGCAACAUCAUCUUCCUCAUCUGAGAACGAGGGUCGGAAUAAGCCUUGGAAAUAUCUGAUGGUCCUGCAAAUUCUCUGGCUGGUUUAGCCCAUUCCUUUUUUCCAAAUCCCACUGCCUAAAUCCCACUGCCUUUAAAGGUGGUAAAAUUGACCUCUAAGCAAAUCUGGUAUAUAGUUAUAUGUUUUAGUUAUAUACUACCGUUUUAAGUAGAGAACUUUGGAUUGCUCUGAUCUUUUGUAUAGUCCUUUUCCAUUAAGACUCAAAUAGCGCUAGUUUCUGCCAUGAAGUUGUUUUGAUUUUGAAUGUGGCUUUCUUUUUCUUACCCCCCGCCCCCUCCUUACCUUGAUAUUUUUGAGACUGUAACCAUUACAUUACUGGCAUUUUGCAGAGCCAAUUACAGUGUAUAUAUAGGUACUAAGAUCAGGGAUCAAAGUAUAGUUGUCCCUAAAUUGUCCUAAUGAAGGGCAUCCUAUUGAAUGCAGGAGAUUAUGUAGCUACUCAGAUGUAGGGGAUGAUUAGGUGUAGCGAUCAAUUCCAUAUUAUACAUCUCUUCAUUUGGUCUUCCUACCACCAGCUAGUUUAAAGGGGCAGUUCACCCAAAAAUGAAAUUAAGCUUCAUAUACUCCAAGACCCUUACCCUACUAUAGCAUGUGAAACACCAUCUUUGGGUGUCAGUAUGAUCUUAAUGUUUCUGUUUAUGAUGAUUGUGCUCAAGACUGUAACCUGCUCAACCUAUUUGAUUAUGUACUGUUACAGAUGUUGCAUUCAACUAGUUACUAUGCAUUCUGCCCUUACUUUACACCAGGAGAAGAUGAACCCCUCUGUUGCCCGGGUUCCCCCUGAGAUUUCUUCCCUUUGGGGAGUAUUUUCUUCUCACUUGGGAAUUUUUUUGGGGUUCAGGCCUGGUUUCUGCCCAGUUUUGUUUCCUUUGUGAAGUAUCUUUGUGACCAUUUUCUGUAAAAAGCACUAUACAAAAUAAAUUGAAAUUGAGAAUAUGACCAGGUCACUGUGGUUAACAUUCAGUCUUUCAAAAAGUGCUGUGCCAUCAUCAUCAUCAGAUUCAAGACUUUGGUGUAACAUCUGAAGAAUGGCACCUUCUCCCGCACAUUGGAUUGUUUUGUUUUCAUCUUGUAGAAAGUGCCAUUUACUGACCCACCAGCACCUCUUUCAGCAGCAACUUCAGUCUUUCCUGAUAAUCUAAAAAAAAUACUAAAAAGCCCCAAGAACAGUACAAGUUGUGAUAAGAGAAUUUUGUGGUAUGACUUGGCCUGUUGCAAUCACCUUAUAACGUAUCAUAUUGAGUAUUUUUUAAUUUUUUUUUUUUACAUGAAAUUUUUCUGUUUAAUUCUUUUACAGAAAUGUUGUCUAUGAAAACACACUUGUGUAUUAUCAGUUAUAGAAUGAGGAACCACUUAGUCUGCUUCAGUCUAUGCUUAUUCUAAAACGUGUUUUUAUGGUGGUAUGAAAAAAACUAAUGUUCAUUAAAGAAACCAUGUUUGUU
Messenger RNA from Anguilla rostrata (American eel), 4066 nucleotides. RefSeq names its product minichromosome maintenance complex component 3 (gene mcm3). The record is from RefSeq and is a predicted model, not a curated record. The transcript is spliced from 17 exons. Gene Ontology annotation, biological process: DNA replication; DNA strand elongation involved in DNA replication; double-strand break repair via break-induced replication. Gene Ontology annotation, molecular function: single-stranded DNA helicase activity; ATP binding; ATP hydrolysis activity. Bases 141 to 2588 code for a protein of 815 amino acids. Gene Ontology annotation, cellular component: MCM complex; nucleus. Lineage: Eukaryota; Metazoa; Chordata; Actinopteri; Anguilliformes; Anguillidae.